AAUAAAACCAAGAAGAAGAAGAAGAAGAAGACGACGACAGCAAGAUGGCAGAAAGCAGAGAUAAUAUCACUGUUGGACAAUCAUCAACUUCAGACACCGAACAGUUAAAAUUAUCUGACUUGUUAGAGCGUGGCUGGAAGAUAUUUGAGGACUUGGACAAUUCAAACGAACCGUUUGGCCCCGACUCUGUCCACCGCGUUAAACGCGGUGUUAACAUGUUGGAAGAAGCGUCGAGCAUGGUUGCUCAGCUCGACCUGUUUAGUGGCAACGAAGAGCUGGAAGAGAUCGCCACUGCUGACCUGAAGUACCUGCUGCUGCCUGCUCUGUUAGGGGCCCUGCACAUGAAACAGAGCAGCCAGCACAAGCGUCUGGAGACCGUGCAGACAGCCCGGCUUUACUUCAUGAAUUUCUUGAAGACAUGUCACGACUACAACAUCUCCCAGUUUGAGCUGCCGAAAUCAUCAAAUAAAAACGGCGUGUCCGAGGAAGCAGCGGAGGGCGGAUUUUCCAAAGGCAAGUCUUUUUCUCCAGAUCCAUCAAAUCUGGUUACCAUGGCAGCAAAGAGACAAACGAAAAUAGAACGGUAUCGACAGAGAAAGGAGCUGGAGGCUAGACUGUUGGAUGUUCGCAGAGUUAUGGAGGGUGGACAAGCCGAUGAUGAGGUCAGCAGAGAUUUUUAUCUUCUGAAUGUCCAGAGGUGGAUCACUGUUUGUCUGGAGGAGAUCGAGGCCAUUGACCAGGAGAUGAAGAUACUUAAAAACAUGGAUGUUCUGAAGCAGGGCCCUGCUCAUCAACCAGCUCAGCCGUCCAGACAUCCAAUGAAACCCUUCAUCCUCACUAGAGAUGCUUUACAAGCUCGUGUACUCGGGGCUGGGUAUCCUAGCGUUCCAACCAUGACAGUGGAUGACUGGUAUGAGCAACAAAAAAAACGAAUCCUGCCUGAUCAGGGCAGUCCAAGGAAAGUUGCUGUGGAAGACAACUCUGAUGCAAAGGAGAGAGAUGAAGAAGAAAAAGAGAAAAGUGCUGAAAAUGAUGAUGAGGAGUCUUUGCUAAAAGCCAGAAAUUGGGAUGACUGGAAAGACAGUCACCGCAGAGGAUAUGGAAACCGCCAGAACAUGGGCUAACCCUUCCCCAACACAGUCUUGAUUUCACGUUCAUGAUGUAAACAAAGGAGUGGCUGUUCUUCACAUUGCUGCUCCCAAACAUUGAAGUAUAAGAUGGUCUCAGACUUUGGAGUUGCCUUUUCAUGUUAUGUUUAUCCUCUGUGGUAAGGGUUGUUUCAUUAAACUUUGGAGCACCAGUUAAAACAGCUGCAAUGGUUUUAAUGGAGUCCAGCCUUUGCAUGUUCUUUUAAUACAUGUUCUGGUAUACAUAAAACAAAUUCAUUAGUGCCAUGGUUUUAAAAUGUACACAUUAGGUGGUGAUUGUAUAAUUAGGCUUUAUCCUUUUUGUUUUUAUUCUGUCACAGAUUGAAGAAAUCUUACUUUAGCCAAAUGAUGCAAGUAUCAGCAUGUGAUGUCAACAGACCUGGAGAUAUCCGCAGAUUAGUUUAAAAAAGCUUUCAGUAGAUUUCUUGUAUUGUGGAAUAUGAAGCGGUUGGAGUGGAGACCUCCUAAUAAAAGUGCUCAGCUAACUCAUGAUCAGCCUGAAGGGAACCCAUCAUCUAGAACGUAUCAAAACAUUAAGCAUUUUUUAGCAAUUUUAAUGUUGUAGAUUUUUGCAUCAUAUUAGUCUUGCAUCAACCAAUUAUGCAGGUAGUUUUUAUGUCACAAGCAAAAAUCUCUGUCUGAUUUGGUGAAUAAAGCAUACAGCAUCUCCUUAA
Molecule: messenger RNA, 1822 nt
Organism: Girardinichthys multiradiatus
Lineage: Eukaryota; Metazoa; Chordata; Actinopteri; Cyprinodontiformes; Goodeidae
Gene: igbp1
Product: immunoglobulin (CD79A) binding protein 1
Exons: 3
Coding region: 45-1124 (359 amino acids)
Biological process (GO): regulation of dephosphorylation; regulation of signal transduction
Cellular component (GO): cytosol
Molecular function (GO): protein phosphatase 2A binding
Source: RefSeq, a predicted model, not a curated record